AUGGAAAGAACUACAAGCUCAUCUAUUGCUGAGAGAAUAGAAAUCUCCGAUGAAGAUAAAAAAAGCAACGGAAGUAGUGAGAAUCAAACCAACACUUGCUCUCCCUUAUCUUCUCGGAAGUUGUCAUGCUUUGACUUAAACGAGGCAGCCAUCGAUGAUGAGGAGGAUGAUAGUACAAGCGGUGGCCCCGGUGAGCAAUUUGAUGAUCCGGAUGGGAUGUCACCGGAAGGUGAUUCAAGUAGCAACAACACAACUGUGGAUGGAAACGAGCGGAAUGCUACAGUUAGGCAAUAUGUUAGGUCUAAAAUGCCCAGGCUCCGGUGGACUCCUGAUCUCCAUCUAGCUUUUGUGCAUGCUAUUGAAAAGCUUGGUGGCCAAGAAAGAGCAACUCCUAAAUUAGUUCUUGAGUUGAUGGAUGUGAGAGGACUUAGCAUUGCUCAUGUGAAGAGUCAUUUGCAGAUGUUCCGAAGUAAGAAGCUGGAUGAAUCUGGGCAAGUUUUACGUCAAUCAAGUAGAUUUGUGCAUGGAAGGGAUGAUCACAUUAUGGAAAUGUACCAGAGAUUCAAUCCUUAUGGACAAUUACUAAUGGAGGACAAAAGCCAAUUGAUGUCUCAAGUGGUCAAAGAGCCAUUUGAUUUCAGAGCAUACUCUCCAAGGGAUGCAAUAACUGGUAAUAAUGGACCAAUAAGAUGUAGUCGAUUUCUUGAAGAGAAGAGAUGGCCUCCACGCGAAAUGAUUGGAAAUCAUGGAAAAGGAUUUUUUAAAUUUUCUAGUGAUGGAACUAAGUUUGAAGUUAUGUCAAACAAAAUAAAUCCCAAGCCAAUGCCAAUCAGUAGUACUGGUAGCUAUGGUACCACUCAACCUUCCAUAUGGAACACUGGAGCAGCCACCACCAUCAAGCAAUUUCCAUCCAACACAUGCAAUCCCAUGUUCUUCUCCAAUAGGUUUGAACCUGAUCUCCCAUUUCACCGUAAGCUACAAGAAAAUCAACCCACAUCUAUGAAUAAUGAAGUAGUGUUUCAAACAGAAAAGAACACCAGAGGGGAUUGGUUCCCAAAUUUAAAGUUGAGUUUGAGCCACGAUCACUUUGAAAAAGGUGACAAGAUGAAUAAUGAUCAUCACAGAGGAAACGAUAUCAACACGGUGCUUUCUCUUUCUUUAUCUUCCACUUUGUCAAGACAACUAGCACAAUCUAGUGGAAAACAAAAAGGGAUUACAAAUUUCUGA
Cornus florida is the source of this 1227-nucleotide messenger RNA. RefSeq lists its product as uncharacterized. Gene Ontology annotation, molecular function: DNA-binding transcription factor activity; DNA binding. The record is from RefSeq and is a predicted model, not a curated record. The transcript has 6 exons. The coding region runs from base 1 to 1227 and encodes 408 amino acids. NCBI's taxonomy places the organism in Eukaryota, Viridiplantae, Streptophyta, Magnoliopsida, Cornales, Cornaceae.